This is a messenger RNA of Biomphalaria glabrata, 620 nucleotides long. RefSeq names its product neuropeptide-like protein 31. Bases 61 to 504 code for a protein of 147 amino acids. The record is from RefSeq and is a predicted model, not a curated record. The transcript is spliced from 3 exons. Lineage: Eukaryota; Metazoa; Mollusca; Gastropoda; Planorbidae.
UCGCCGUUUCAAACUAAGAAGUCAAGCUCUCGACAAUCACAAGCAACCCACUAGCCAACCAUGAAGAUUGCCAUUGUGCUCUGUCUGAUUGUUGUAGUGGUCAGUGCCGGACGUGGAGGGGGACAUGGCGGCUACGGCGGCCACGGAGGUCACGGCGGACACGGAGGUUAUGGCGGACAUGGGGGUUACGGCGGACACGGCGGUUAUGGAGGACACGUAGGUUACGGCGGACACGGAGGUUACGGCGGAAAUAGAGGCUACGGCGGACAUGGAAGCUACGGAGGUGUCAGAUACGGGAGCUAUGGAGGCGGCAGCGCUUAUGGAGGAAACAGUGGCUACAGUGCCAAUAGUGGCUACACAGCUGGUAACAGUGGCUACAGUGCCAAUAGUGGCUAUACCGCAGGCAGCAGUGGAAACGCUGGUAGCAGCGGAUACGACGGUACCAGCAAAGGUGGCUACAGUGGCUCUGAAGGCUACACAACUCCUUCAGCUACUGGUUACUAAAAGUAGAACUGAUUUUAAGUUGACGUUUUGGCAUUACGAUGGCCCCUUUAUUUGGGUUGAAAUAAAAUAUAUGUAAAUUAGAUAGAGCGAAAUAAAUAAUAAACUUCAAAAGUUAA